Molecule: messenger RNA, 1857 nt
Organism: Oncorhynchus masou masou (cherry salmon)
Lineage: Eukaryota; Metazoa; Chordata; Actinopteri; Salmoniformes; Salmonidae
Product: apoptosis regulator BAX-like
Exons: 6
Coding region: 265-849 (194 amino acids)
Biological process (GO): intrinsic apoptotic signaling pathway in response to DNA damage; mitochondrial fusion; extrinsic apoptotic signaling pathway in absence of ligand
Cellular component (GO): mitochondrial outer membrane
Molecular function (GO): protein heterodimerization activity; channel activity; protein homodimerization activity
Source: RefSeq, a predicted model, not a curated record
GGAUAUGACGUUUAAGAAAGGGCAAAGCAGAAGCGGAACGUUGGAUUCCAUUUGUGUCAAAAUAUUUGUAUUCAAUGCUAAUUAAACUUGCUGUAAUUUUAAGUAUUUUGUAAAUUGACUACUCAUAAAUAUUAUUGACCUUCUACAUAGUGCUCUUGCAAGCUGGAAUUCGUGAACGAGCGAAACGAAGCCACUCCUCUGGUACUGUAAACAUAUGUCACAUGACUGCAAGCGGACGCGGACUCAAAGUAAUCUUAGUACAAGAUGGCAGCGCUGUCGGGAGGAGGCGAUUCAGGUAAUGGAACUGAUCAGGUACUAGAACUGGGAAGAACAUUACUGACAGAUUUCAUCUACGAGCGGGUUCUUCGCCAUGCUGACAGCAGUACUCAGUUGUCAGUGUCACGGACCCAGUUGGGCGGGAGUGAGCUGUGUGACCCCAACCACAAGAAACUGGCCCUGUGCCUGCAGCAGAUUGGAGAUGAGCUGGAUGGCAAUACACAACUCCAAAGUAUGUUAAAUGAUACUGCACUCCAGCCCAGCCAUGAUGUUUUUAUGAGAGUGGCCCGUGAGAUCUUCUCUGAUGGAAAGUUCAACUGGGGCAGGGUGGUGGCACUUUUCUACUUUGCCUGUCGGCUGGUCAUCAAGGCUCUGUUGACCAAGGUCCCCGACAUCAUCAGAACCAUUAUCAGCUGGGCUACAGACUACCUGCGAGAUCAUGUGAUCAACUGGAUUAGGGAUCAGGGUGGCUGGGAGGGAAUCCGUUCCUACUUUGGCACUCCCACCUGGCAGACCGUGGGGGUGUUCCUCGCUGGAGUUCUUACUACUGUGCUGGUCAUCCGCAAGAUGUGAGGGGGAGGAGAGCCUGAGAGAAAGGACAAAGGGGGGGGGGGACAUAAGACUGGGGGGGAAACUGGGUAGUAGAGGUAGACAUGUGGGGGUAAAUGGGAACUGUUUCGGGGGAAGGAAAAGGUGAGGAAAAAUAGUUGGGGAUGGAAAAGCAGCAAUGUUUGGACCACUCCUCUUUCCCACCCUCCAUCCAUCAAUGGCAAAGGAUUGAGUCAGAUUCAAGGUUUUUCUUGCCUCUGUUCCCUACGCUGAAAUAUGUGAGCAGCUCUUGACCGCACACACAGGAGAGAAGGAUGGAAAGAGAUGUGUAGAGACUCGGCCAGGGCACAUCUUUUAAUUAAUUUAUUUUUUUAUUUCUUGCAAACAAACAAGUCGCUGCAUGACAUUUUGUUGCUUAAGUCUAAUGAUAUUCCCCCCCAGGUCUUAAGCAUGAGAAUCUCCUAUGCUUUCCUCCUGUGCUUUAUUUCUGUUGCACUUUUCUUCCAUUGAGUCUCCUUUUUCCUAUCUGAUCAUUCUCCCUCCCUCCAUGUUAUCUCUUUGCUGGAGUAUGCAUUUUGGGGUGUGUGUCUGAUUAUUUACGCGUGAUCAUAGGAUCAACAGAUGUGUGUGCGCAUUUCUACUGCAGACACACAGCACUGUCCUUCUCUCACAGAUGUUUACCUCUCUCUCAGCAUAGUGUUCAAAGUACUGUAUUUUAUGGUGGGCUAUUUAAAAGCAGACCAUACCAUAAUCCUUCAAUCAAAUGCUCUUUUUAUACACCUUGUUAAUGUGUUCAAAUAAGGAAACUUUCUUAUUUCUUUUAAGUUGUCAGUGCCUUGGUCCUUUUUUCUUUUCUACAAUAAAUUGCUUUGAUAUUCACCUUUUUUCACUUUUUCUAUCUCUUUUGUAAAACUCUUGUCCCCCAAAACAAUCUUUUUGCAGUGACACUUGUUUGUUUUUUUUGUAUGUUGUAAUAUGAACAUAAAAUAAAAAUGUUUUAUGGAUUGCGAUCCUUAUUAAGUUGUGACAAGA